CCUACGGUAUUUCAGUAUUCCGUCGCAAAAACCAAUAUGUCGGACGAAUGGGACGCAGACGAUUUUGACGUAAAUUCAGGAUUUACGAGCAAUCCUAAUAAGGCCGCUUGGGCAGGAGAGGACGAAGAUCAUGUUAAGGAUAACUGGGAGGAUGACGAGGAAGAGAAGAAAGCUGAAGGCGCAGAGUCUGGUUCUGCAGCAGAAUCCGGAAAAGCCUUUCAACGAAAGAAAAAGAAACUAGCCGAUAGAAUAGCAGAAAAACAAGCAGCAAAGAAAAAAGCACAGGAAGAGGAACAGAGAGUUCUCACACCUGAAGAGGAGCUGUCCGAGAAAUUACGACGGAGAAAGCUGCAGGAAGAAUCUGACCUCAAACUUGCGAAGGAAGCCUUUGGUACAAGUGACAUUACUGGUAUAGAUGCAAUGUUCCCAGAGACAGAAGAAGAAUACCAAGAGUUUGAAGAGGCGUUGAAAAAUAAAAUUACAUACUUUGAUAAAUCCAAACAUUAUGUUUCCUUAAUAGAAAAGUUAUUUACAGAUAUAGUUCUCACUCUUGAAACAGAAGAUGUAAGAAAGGUUGGGAGCUGCAUAACAACAAUUUAUCAAGAAAAGCAGAAACAACAAAAAGAAUUGAAAAAGAAAGAAAAGAAGAAAAACAAAAUCACAAUUAGAUCCGAGCGAGAAGGAGAUUUUGGAGAUUUAGCUGCAGCCUCAUCAGGACAUUAUGACGACAUCUACGAUGAAGAUUUUAUAUAACACCUAUACAUUCAUAAUAUGCUCAUAUUUCUAGCUUAGAAACCAGUUUAAGAAGCCUUAUUUUUAUAAGCUCAUCGGUCCCUGGCCUACGAGAGUUUCACAUUGAAUGGCAGUGCAUUGAACACCAGGAACCAAUACCUAGGACAUGAACUACUCCUUUAUGAAAACUGUGUAGUCCCUAGUUUGCAAUUCAUUGGUUUACUCAAGAUACAGUGGAUUUCAUGUGGAGAAGUGAAAUUGUCAAUUUUUUAAAUGUAAAAUUUCUGGGUAAAACCUGAUGGACCUGCAAAUGUUUAUGGAGGCUUUGAAAGUCUCUGCCAAUGUGCACAAGAAAGUUACAUAAAAUCACUAGGUCCGUCUCUAUUUCAUAAAUGAAAAAGUCUGGUUCAACCUUUUAGAACACAAUAAACGAAACUGUCCCAGCACAGAAAAUUUUAAAUGCAGAUGAAAUAUAUUGUUGUAAAUAAAGAUAAUUAGAAGUGCAAUCCACUGUAUUAGCAAUUUGUCUUGGUUCAAUUAAAUGAAGGCAAAUCAGGGUGACAAUUAUGUCAUUCACCCCUGAAAUUUCAUAAUGAACUAUUCCAACCUUUGAAUAGGAAGAGUUCAAAUGUAUCUUCAGGGGUAAAUGAGUGCGUGAUCCGAGAAAUAAUUAUAACUUCAUGUGAAUUCUGUGAUAAAUUCUGUUUGGAGGGGAAAUGUGUAUGACAAUUAUCUCAGCAGUUAUGAGUUUGAGAAAAAUGUACGAUAGCUACAUAAUUUGUCUUUUACAUUAAAAAUUAGAUUGAUAUCUAUAGUGUUCAUGUUGGCUUUUGUUACCUGGGACUAACCGAUACUGUGGGACAAUGUUUAUCCAGGUGUCAAAUGUUUGGGAUGACACAAUUACCUGGACCAAAGAAACAAAACUGGUCACUGUAAAUUCACUGUUAAUGCAGGUUUCCUGAAAGCAAUUUUCCAAAGUCUGCAUUAACUAGGAUUUGAAUUCAAUUCAAUUGUGGUAUUUUUUCUUCACUAACUUAUUUUUUCAACACUUGAAAAGCUGGUAUAAAACAUUAAUUAAAAGAGUUGAUAAAUAAAGCAAGACUGCCAUAUUCAACCAGUGUUUUAUUAAUUUUGAUAGUUUAUAUGGAAUUUUGAACCACCUCUGACAGUCUGGGUUUUUUUUGGUGAUUCUGGUGGUUUUAUAUGCAUUUGUCCUGUUUUCCUUGCCUCCAUUAUUCAUAUGUUCAGUUCAAAUGACUCCUGCUCUGUAAAUGUACCAAACUGAUCAUGUUGUGUCCAGUAGAUUUCGUCUUCAGAUAAUUUACCUGUAAUCAAAUGUGUAUGCAAUAUUAUCCAAUUUUGACAUUUUUUGCAAUCAUAUACAAUCACAUAUACAUUUGGCUUGAAUUAAUAUUAUCACUGCAAUGAUAUAUGAUCUUCAUGAUUCAAGAUUGCUUAGGUUGCUUAACAGCUCACACUGUUGCUGAUUCUGUGUCCGAAACCAUUCAACAGAAUGUAAAUCAGUGCAGUUUUAUGUUAAUUUAAUCAAUUUAAUUAAUUUAACAUAAAUACAAAUAUGUACAUAUAUAGCAUUUAAUUAAUGCUUGCAUUUUGUAUCAAACAAUCUUUAAUACAUUUUCAUGCAAAAGGUAAUUUCAGCAUGCUUCUUGUUGUAUAAAACUGAUUUUUUUCACCAAUGUAAAUCCCAAAUUCCUGAAGUUUGUUUCGUUUGCUUUUGCUCCUUUAUAUUUUUACAAGGUAAGGGACAUCACAAAGGGAAUCAACACAUCAGUAUGGUGACACCUAGUGCAUCCUAAAGAGAAAUAAAAUUACCAUUCUAAAAAACAAUUCUUCUUUACCGUAUCUGCCGUAAGUUGUGCCCAGGGCGCUUAAAUGGUAGCCUUUAUUAGGAUAAUAAAGAAUGAGCUGUGAUAGAAGAAGCUAUUCAAUUUGGACUGUUGCUAUGGUAAUAUAAUGUCAAAUGUUUCAACUGCUUCACAGGAAGUUCAGCCAUAAACACCGAACAAAAAUCCCUGCUUUUGAAAAGUGUAAAUACUGUUUCAAAAUAAUUGACCCAGCUGGAAAGGUCUGGGAUAUUAAAGGAUGUUUAUGGAAUUCAACUUCCUUCUGAAGAAGGGGAAGGGGUGCUGUUUACUUACAGCAAUACAAACACAGCUUUACAAGGAUUGUAUUUCCGAACAACAUUAUGAUAAAAAUUCUUGUCCCACCGCAGGCAAAACAAUAGUGAAUUCCACUGCAGUUGUUCACAGUUACCUCCCCUUACUUUCAUUUUAGAUAUAACUAGCAGGACUGGGCCAAGAAGUCACCAAUGACUGCAUUGACAACUGAGAAUAUUUCAUGUUUGGAGGUCCGGUGUUCAAAUGCCAGUUUUGCCCUUUAAUUUUUUCUAUUUAAUAUAUUUCUGCUGUUACAGGUGCAUUUAUUGAUCCUUGACAUACCUAACCAGUUUGUUGGUAUGAACUUGCAAAAUUUAGAGCUUGUGAAUGUGUUGGUUAGAUUGGUGCAGACAUUGCCUUAGCAUUAUACCCUAUACUAUUUUAUUUAUAUAUUGAUACUGCAGUAUUGACUUCCUCUAGCCAGCAGACUGGGUUUUUUUGUUGUUGUUACACAGAGGGUUGUUUUGAAGAUUGGUAAACUAGGUUCACUGUGUCCUAAAUUACAUCUGAAAACCACAACAUUUUUCUUGCAGAAAAUGACAAAGUCUUGAUAAAAAUGUAUUGUAACAUCUUCAUUGUACAUUUUGUUCAUUAGUUUUGAUAGAAAAUGUCAAAUUGAGAGUACAAGGACAACUUUUGUGUUAAGCCUGAACACAUAGUGAAAUUCUCAUUAAAAUAUAUUGAAAUAGA
Mizuhopecten yessoensis (Yesso scallop) is the source of this 3599-nucleotide messenger RNA. Its product is annotated as eukaryotic translation initiation factor 3 subunit J-A-like. Gene Ontology annotation, cellular component: eukaryotic translation initiation factor 3 complex; cytoplasm. The transcript is spliced from 9 exons. NCBI's taxonomy places the organism in Eukaryota, Metazoa, Mollusca, Bivalvia, Pectinida, Pectinidae. Gene Ontology annotation, molecular function: translation initiation factor activity. The record is from RefSeq and is a predicted model, not a curated record. Bases 37 to 753 code for a protein of 238 amino acids.